Molecule: messenger RNA, 3236 nt
Organism: Pecten maximus
Lineage: Eukaryota; Metazoa; Mollusca; Bivalvia; Pectinida; Pectinidae
Exons: 9
Coding region: 453-3197 (914 amino acids)
Source: RefSeq, a predicted model, not a curated record
AAAAAAUGAGUGUCAAUUUCUACUUCCUGUUUUAGAAUGAUAUACACAGUGCAGUGUAAGAGUGAAUUUUUCAGUAAGCAGGCGAGACUCAUGAAAUUGGAUCGCCUUCACUCGUGACGGGUUAUUUUUAAAGUAAUUGGAGUCACAAACGUAAGGUCAGAGUUCAUCAAAAGGUCAUUCAUCAAGCUAUGAAUCAGUGACCUGAAGCUCUGAUGGUAUUUGAGGUUAAAGGUUAAUUGCCUGGAAAAGAGGCUGGGUGCAGAUCUAGAACUCACUGGAGGAGGUCAGAGUUCACCCCAGAGAUGUAAAGGUCUCCAGGAGAAUUCGUGUGAUAUUUACACCUUAGAUGUUUACCACAACAAGAAUGUAAACAAUACAAGAUUAAUUGACACCAGACAGCAACCAUGAAGUACAGACAUACAUAGCCAUUUGACCUUGAUUUGAACAUCAGAAUGACCUUAGAGGUGGCCUUGAACCUUGGCGGGGUGUUUUUACCUGUGAUCGGAGGUUUCGUUGGCCUCUUUCUACUCGUCUAUAUCAUUGGGGUCUGUUUGUGCUUAGGAGGAAAACCAAAGGAAACCUCAUUGAGUACUGGCAAAUAUACAGUUGGACAUGACACAGCAGGGGGUGCUGUAGACAAUGUGACCAUAGAUGUGGACAGUGGUCUGGUUCCUGUGGAGAAUGGUCAAGCAGGGGGCAGCCUUAGGAUCAGUAAUGGUAGCCAGCGGAGCCCCGGACAUUCUCCUCACCACGCCAACCAACGACAACUACCUGCACCACCUCAGGGUAACGGAACGGUCAAUCGGACAUUGAAAAUGGAUGAGGACCCCGAGGAUGAUUACGAUCAUUUGAAUAAAAUGGUGAAUCAGGGUAAUAAACGUGGGUCAAACUAUGACCAUGUCAUUCUCGGUGAAGAUGGAUCGGUGAAAAUCAAAGAACGAAAGCCAAGUGUUCCUGAUACGGAUUACGCAGAGGUGAACAUGGAAAACAUCUACACUCCAGUCAAGGAGCAAGGAGCGGCUGACAGCCGAAAAUCACAAAAUUUUAAUGGUAAAGCUCGGGUUAACAUUGUUCCACCCUCAAAUGAUGAUGAAUAUGCCAUGGUCAGCGAUGAACGGGAACCGAUGCUUCCAACAAAUGUUAAGGUCAAAGAAGAUCCAUACGCAAAACUUAAGGAGAAAGAGGAUCCGUAUGCAAAACUGAAAGAAAAAAAUGGUGUGUUAGAUAAGGUAAAAGAGACUGAUGACCCCUACAAUAAGGUCAAGGAUAAAGAUGACCCCUACAAUAAGGUCAAGGAGAAAGAUGACCCUUACAAUAAAGUGAAAGAUGAUGACCCCUACAAUAAGGUCAAAGAAAAGGAUGACCCCUACAAUAAGGUCAAAGAGAAGGAUGACCCCUACAAUAAGGUCAAGGAGAAGGAUGACCCCUAUAAUAAGGUCAAGGAGAAGGACGACCCCUAUAAUAAGGUCAAGGAGAAAGAUGACCCCUACAAUAAGGUCAAGGAGAAAGAUGACCCCUAUAAUGAGGUCAAGGAGAAAGAUGACCCCUACAAUAAAGUGAAAGAUGAUGACCUGUAUAAUCAGGUCUCGGAGAAGGAUGACCCCUACAAUAGGGUCAAGGACGAUGAUCCAUAUAAUAAGGUUAAAGAGGAGGGAGAAUCGGGCGGUUCAUUUAUGGAUUUUGACCCCUACAAUAAGGUCAAGGACACUGAUCCAUACAACAAGGUCAAGGAUACUGACCCUUACAACAGAGUGGAAGACGAUGAUCCCUAUAAUAGAAUAAAGGGGGAUGAUCCCCCUUAUAAUAAGAUAAAAGGUGAUGAUGUUGACGACCCUUACAACAAAGUUGAUGAUGAUGCUUUUGUAGAUAUUACAGAGGAUCCGAAAUAUCCGUAUUCUACUGUGGAUCCCAAUCGGAAAACAAAACAGGUGACAACAAUAACAGUGACUCGUAAUAGUAUGGAGGUACCAGCUGGGGCCGUGGGCGGGGCAUCUCAAUUAGAGGAAACUUUCAAAGUUGAAGAAGGCGGGGAUGAAUAUGCAGUUGUUGUGAAAAAUCGGUCGGACUCAUCAUCCGUGGCAACUGUUGUGAAGGCUGACACGCCUCCUGAGAUCAAGCCCUUAACACUUCCCCCGGAACCACCGAGGAAUUACCGGAGAGAAGAAACAACAACAACACAGGCGCCACCUGGUGGUGAAGCCACACCCACAACUUCAGUCAACCAAUCACAAACGCAGACUCCAGCUGCCACAAGUGUCAAUCAAACCUCAACUGCUGAAGGAGAAACUGCGCAGGACGCAGGUCCUCCACGCAGGGAACCCGGCUAUAUAAAACUGACGUCACGAGAGUCAAUGGCGAGCAUAAAUGCCCGUCGCGCGCUCAACAUGUACGAAACUGUGGCAGAAACGGAAAAUAUGUAUGCAACAGUGGAGGGAGGCUCAGGUGAUGGCGUUAUUCGUGCGGCACCCACAAACCCUGCUCCUAACCGGGCCAGUCUCCCUAACGACUUCUAUGCAGAGAUCGGAGGUUCAGGUGAUGGGAUCAUACCUCCUCCCCCCACAAACCCUGUACCGAACCGAAACAGCCUCCCAAACGACUUUUAUGCUGAAAUAGGAGCUUCAGGAGAACAGCAGGCUCGCGUCCCUGCACCGCCUUCUCUGGAUAGUCUUCACCUCAUGACAAAGACACAUCACGACGUUCGUCAGGGGUCAAGGUCAUCCACAGAGGAAAGUGAAAUUAGGCACAUUGUACCGGAGCAGUUGUCGCCAAGUGGCUUUGUCAACUCGCCUCCAUAUGGAACAGCAGCUAGAGCAAGUUACGGAGAUCCUCAAUCGUCAAGUCCAAACAUCCGGGGUGCUAGCGGAAAGGUGACCCUUGACCCCAAUUACCAGACUGUGAGGGACUGUGUCAAUGAAAAUGACCUUGACUGUGACAUUGACCCUAAUUAUGAAAGUGUAGAGGAGGCAAAGGCAAAGGUUUUCGUGUUGGAACAAAAAAAGGAAGACGGACAAACGCCAGCGGACAAUAAGAAAAAAAGGAAUCAUGUUUAUGAGGAAGUGAAACCCUCUUCGGAAGAGAGAGGAAAUCCGACUCGUGCGUUACGUUCUCAUAUGUACGAAGACAUUGAUGAAGUACAGGAACAGAAACGAGAAUUGAACAGAAAGUCACAAGAAAUUUCAAAAUCUAAAAAAAUAUAAAAAAAAAAAAAAAAUAAACACAUUAAUUUUAUGAAAUCA